Molecule: messenger RNA, 1284 nt
Organism: Kluyveromyces marxianus DMKU3-1042
Lineage: Eukaryota; Fungi; Ascomycota; Saccharomycetes; Saccharomycetales; Saccharomycetaceae
Exons: 1
Coding region: 1-1284 (427 amino acids)
Biological process (GO): nitric oxide catabolic process; cellular response to nitrosative stress
Cellular component (GO): intracellular anatomical structure
Molecular function (GO): heme binding; nitric oxide dioxygenase [NAD(P)H] activity; oxygen binding
Source: RefSeq, a predicted model, not a curated record
AUGUCUAACAGUAAAAGGACAACAGUAUAUGAUCCAUUGGAUAUUUCUCAAAUCGCUUUCAUUCCUGCUGACUUGGAUUCUGACGAGUCCUUCAUCGAUACAAAUACCAUUGGAAAUAGCUCUUUGGAGGCAUACCUUUUUCACCAACAUAAUGAAUCUACUGACCUUGAAAAAACCACUUCUCAUAUCAGCACCUCCAACUCUUUAAACACAAUUUCUUCGUCCUCCUCUGAAGAUGUUAUCGAAUUAAUAUCUCAAACUUCUAAUGCACAGUCGCUUUCGUCCAAUGUAAUGGAUGGUAUCAGGUACAAGAUCGUUUUAAAUUUAACUAAAAGAGAAAUAAAAUUAAUUAGGGAUUCAUGGAAUAUUCUCUUAUCAGAUGAAGGAUCUGUAGAUAACAAGUCAUCCUCGUUCUUUAAACGCGUCUUCAAAAGUAGCAGAUCAUCAUCGAUAUCCCAAGGACAGGCUUCUAAUUUAGUGGAAUCGAGCAAAAAAUCUAUGUUACAAAGAGUCCCAACAGGAAGAAGUGCACAUGGUAGUAUCAAUACCGUAAAAAACGCUCCACAAACUACAACCAUGGCCUCUAGCUCCAUAUCUAGCUCUUUAUUUUGUGCUCAGUUUUACUCCAAUUUCCUUUCGAUGGACCCCGAUCUCGAGAAGCUAUACCCAUCAUUAAAACAUCAAGCUACUGCAUUUGCCGGUGUAUUAACCAUGGCCAUCAAUAAUCUUGAAGACUUAACUGCUAUGGAAGCUUACUUGAAUAACCUAGGUAAGAGACAUGCUAGAGUAUUAGGUAUUCACCCUCCUCAAUUUGAGAUGAUGGGUAUAGCUUUUUUAAGAACUAUAAGGGAUAGAUUUGGUGUUUAUUGUACCUUUGAAUUAGAGGAAACUUGGGCCAGACUUUACUCAUACUUAGCGAAUAGUAUUUUACAAUUCGGCAUUGAUCCUAUAUUAAAAGUAGAUUUUGCCGAAAACGAACUACAUUUACCUGUCCCUAAUCUAAUAGAGAACACAACAACCACAAAAAUUCCAAUUAGUGAUAAUAUGAGCUCCCACUCUAUUACAAUGCUUCCUGAUUUCCCUGGAUAUCCCCAGAAAAAAUUGAUUAAUCCUGUCCAUACACCUAGUCAUUCAAUACCUGCCGAAAGCACUAAAAGUAAAAAGCAUACACCCUCUUCGUCUACUGAAAAACGCUUUUUCUCAAGCAGGCUAAAAAAUAAGAAUAAAACGAAACCUAGCACUCAACCAACAAUGGCAGGUCCUGAAGAAUGUGUAAUUAUGUAG